AUGUCCUCCUACUCUCUUUUGACUGAUCCAAAACUGUUUACGACAUCUUCCUAUAAAUCCGCCGCGGCGGCCUUGCCUAUAUCGACCACCUCUACACCCUGCUGUACCACGAUCUCUCUGGAGUCCCUCACGCUCUUGUCCACUAUUCCUAAUCCUCUCUCUCCCACAGUGUUUGCCUCUUCUUCGGACAAAUCAGUGGAUGCCGCCUCAGUUGACUCGAUGGAAUCCUUUGCUCACGGAUACUACGUUGCCGUAAUUGUUAGCGUCUCUGUUGUCUGUGCUAUACUCGUAUGCAUUGCGUGCGGGCUCUUGCAAUAUCGCCAUCGUCGUGGUAUAGGUCUAUCUGUGCAUAAGCGCAGGAACAGCUUGGAUAUGGUUAGAAGCGAUGUGGAACAACGAUGCACGUUAGAGCUUCGGCAGGUCUCCUCGCCUGUAUCCAUGCCGAAUAAUACGGCGCGGGUCGAGAUAGAAGGCGAACGGGCGGAAGCUGCUGAACGAUUGGGAACCCUACAUCAAUAUGAGACGCCGACCGGCCUCUGCGAAUUUUCCCUUCCCCAUCCCACUGACCCGCGCAGCCCUCGGCCGACAAUUACUUGUCUUACUAAUGUCGUCCCCGAAUUUAACGCGCUCUCCCACCCGACAGCCACGUCGGGGCCUCCGCCAGCUUACGAGGCGAGUUUAGCUCUUUCUUUGCUGGUACCUGCUCCUGACAUGGUCGACUGUGCACGACACUUACGUUGUAGGCCUCGCUAUCUCCGGAGCAUUUUGUGA
Fibroporia radiculosa is the source of this 771-nucleotide messenger RNA. RefSeq lists its product as uncharacterized. The transcript is spliced from 2 exons. Bases 1 to 771 code for a protein of 256 amino acids. The record is from RefSeq and is a predicted model, not a curated record. NCBI's taxonomy places the organism in Eukaryota, Fungi, Basidiomycota, Agaricomycetes, Polyporales, Fibroporiaceae.